Molecule: messenger RNA, 1449 nt
Organism: Aegilops tauschii subsp. strangulata
Lineage: Eukaryota; Viridiplantae; Streptophyta; Magnoliopsida; Poales; Poaceae
Source: RefSeq, a predicted model, not a curated record
AUGACCUCCUCCUCCGCCGCCUCCUCCUCCCACCUCCAUAUUACCAUCACCAACGCCUCCUCCACCAUCACCACCAACACCAACGCCACCAAAUCGCAGUCGCAGUCGCAGCACCACCACUCGAGCAGCGUCUCCCCCCGCAGCGGCGGCUCCGGCGGUGGGGGUGGGGGUGGCACGACCAACCAGGCCUGCGCGGCGUGCAAGUACCAGCGGCGCAAGUGCAACCCCGACUGCCCCCUGGCGCCCUACUUCCCCGCCGACCAGCAGCGCCGGUUCCUCAACGCGCACCGCCUCUUCGGCGUCAGCAACAUCCUCAAGACGCUGCGCCGCCUCAAGCCGGAGCUCUGCGACGCGGCCAUGCAGACGCUCAUCUACCAGGCGGAGAUGCGCGCCAUGGACCCCGUCGGAGGCUGCUGCCGCAUGAUCAUCGACCUCGAGCACACCAGCGAGCUCCUGUCGGCCGAGCUCGCCGCCCUGCAACAGCACCUCGACAUGUGCCGCCAGGCCGCAUCCGGCGUGGCCGGCGGGGACGUCAUGGACGGCCCGUGCGCUGACCUGGAGGUCACCUCCUCGAACCACCAGCAGGAGCAGCUGCUCCUCCACGCCGACCAAGAUCAUCAGGUCGUCGACGCGAUCUACGUCGCCCAAGAAGGCGCCGACCCCGUGAUACAAAAUGGCGCCGAUCACGACGACAGCCGGCAACCGCAAUAUCACGGUGGACAGCAGCAGCAACAACAACAGCAGCUGUACGACUAUUUCUACUACGAGGCAACCGGUGCCGGCAGCGAUGAGGCCGGGAGAAAGCCCAGCGGCAGCGGCGUCGACAUUAACGUCGACGUCAUGCAGCAUUUCGAUUACGACUCCAGCUGCGAGGUUGAUGAUCAUCACAAGGUGGAUCAACUGGAGCCGAUGAUCUCGUCCAGCCUCGAAGAGCACUACCAGAUCGGACAGAAGGAGUACGAGAUGAAGGUGGCGUCAUUCGUCGAUGUGUUGGACGUCAGGCCGGAGCUGCAGGCGGUGGACGGGAACGCCGACAUCGGCAUCAAGGAGGAGCUUCAGGAGGAGGAUCCCAAGAAUAACGACGAGGACAUCGCACUACGUAAAGCAGCACACAUGGCUGAGUCGUCACAUUGCAGGCUAGGGUUAGGCUUUUAAGUACACCUCUCUAAUGCGGCAUCAACCCAUUCAUGUGCCUACGUUUGCUUAACUUUUUUUGAUAUAGAGAGAGAGAGAGAGAGAAGCUGUAGAAAGUAUAAUGUUAUUCUUUUUUCAAAUCAGUAGCUGUUCUAUAUUAAUCAACAGUAACACUAUAUUAAUCAACAGUAACACCAGUAUUACAGGAAAUCGCCAAAACAAAAAAGAAUAUAGAAUCCACUCCUUAGAGAAUUGUCCUCUCCAUCCCGUACAUGCCCAAGACGGCCGGAGUUGCCUCCGCUGGAGUUCCACACC